GCAGCCUGGCAAAUACAAGAAAAACAAACAUGGCUGGAGUUCAAUGUUUACGUUUUCUAGGUCGACAACACUGUCACACUUGGAUGCCCACUAAUUGUUUUAGAUGUUCUGUCAAUAAAUAUAGAUCUAUUGAUAUCUCUAAAAGAAAUGUUCAUGAUCAUAUUCUGAAAGGAAAAGUUGUUAAAAUAGGAUGUGCCAGUGGGUUUUGGGGGGAUACAGCGUGUGCAGCGCCACAGCUUAUUUAUGGAGCCAAAUUAAACUAUAUUAUUUUUGACUACCUCUCAGAAAUAACAAUGUCACUUUUGACAGCAGGAAGAAGAAAGUCACCAGAUAUGGGAUAUGCUCCAGAUUUUGUUCAAGUUAGUGUUGCCCCUUUCAUUAAAGAUAUAAAGACCAAAGGUGUGAAACUUAUCAGCAAUGCUGGAGGCAUCAACCCAUCUGGCUGUGCUGAAGCACUGCACAAAGUUUGUAGGUCUGAAGGUGUUGACUUGAAGAUUGCUGUCAUAAAAGGGGAUGAUCUAAUGUCUCAGGUACAAGAACUUCGAAGACUAGGCAUUACUGAUAUGCACUCAGGGGAGCCAUUUCCUGAAGCAGUUCAUAGUAUGAAUGCAUAUCUAGGAGCAGGUCCAAUAGCUCAAGCUUUAUCCAUGGGUGCUGACAUUGUCAUUACAGGCAGAUGUGCUGACAGUGCUAUGGCAUUGGCACCUCUUAUCCAUGAGUUUGAUUGGAAGAUGGAUCAGUUUGAUUUAAUGGCUGCUGGAAGUCUUGCUGGUCAUUUAAUUGAGUGUGGUGCUCAGGUUACUGGUGGAAUAUUUACAGAUUGGCAUCUAGUGGAGGAAUGGGAUCACAUUGGCUUUCCCAUUGUAUCUGUUGGAUCCGAUGGAAGAUUUACUGUCAGCAAGCCGUCUAAAACUGGUGGCCUAGUAAACAGGGGAACAGUGGCAGAGCAACUUCUCUACGAAGUGGGGGAUCCAGCCCAGUACUUCCUGCCCGACGUUGUGUGUGAUUUCACGCAGGUGGGGAUAGAUGAGCUGCCAAGCAACAUGGUGUAUGUUGAGGGUGCCAGGGGCACUCCACCUUCUGGGGAAUAUAAGGUGAGUGCUACAUAUGCUACAGGCUAUCGAUCAACAGCUGCUUGUAUAGUCGGUGGACCAAGAGCAGAUGAGAAAGCUGAGAAAACUGCCAAAUCUAUUUUGACCAGGUGUAGAAGAAUUUUUCACCAGCUAAACAUGAGUGAUUUCUCUGCAGUUAAUGUUGAAGUUAUUGGGCGUGAUAGAAGAACAGAUGAACAGAAACGUCCCGAUUCCAAAGUGCUUGGCCCCAAAGAUGCUUUGUUGUGGAUGGCUGUGACACACAAAGAUAGAAAAGCUUUGGAGUUUUUCUCAAGAGAAAUAGCGCCUGCUGGAACCGGCAUGGCUCCUGGUCUCUGUGGAAUAAUUGGAGGCAGACCAAAAGUAUCACCUGUCCUCAAAUUGUUUUCAUUCCUUCAUCCAAGAAAUAAUUUUAAAAUCACCAUAGAGAUGGAUGGCAAAGUAGUGGAGUAUAUACCCCCAAAUGUCCCAACAGCUGAAUAUCUAACACAGGCUUAUCCUGCAAGCGACUGCAAUGGAAAAGCUGAAAACAAGGCUGCAGCAAACCUUCCCAAGGGGGAGUUUUCCUACAGACUUGAAGAACUAGCUUUUACCAGAUCUGGCGAUAAAGGAAAUGAUUGCAAUAUUGGUGUGAUUGCCCGCCAUCCUGCUUAUCUUCCUUUCAUCAGAGCACAAUUAACUGCUGAAGCAGUUGAGUCCUUUUUCAUUUCUUAUUUCAAGGGAUCUGCUGAAUCAUCUAAAAGUAGAGUGCAAAGAUAUGAUGUUCCUGGUGUCAGUGGUUUGAACUUUGUCUUAAAGGGUUCACUAGGCGGAGGUGGUAUUGCAUCUUUACGUAGUGAUCCACAAGGAAAAGCAAUGGGACAAGAACUGUUAGAUUUUAGAAUCAAAGAUGUACCAAAUUUAAAGAAAUUAGCAAAGGAUGCUGUAGUUUAUUAAAAUUAUAUCGUUGUAGCUCUGAUGAAUUGCUCAGAUUGUUCCAAGAACUUAACAGAUCUUCAGUUAAUAUCAAAUACCUCUACUUACAGACAUUUUAUUUAUCAGUAUUAAUUAUCAAAUGACUAGUGCAUAGUUGUUGUUUUUGUACUCCUGAUCAUUUGAACCAUACAAUAGUGAUAAAAUAUACUAUAAACUUAUUAUGCUGUAGCAAUAAAUAUUUCAAAAGAUUCUCAUAUAUACAUGCUUAACAAAUUACAACUUUACAAAAGAUCACUACCUAAGUUGUUAACAAUAUAUAAGAUAACUGGAAUUUUUUUUUUUGUAACAAAACUUUUUUUUUUUCUAUUUACCUUUGUUGUCACUAUCAUCAUUCCAAAUUUUUUUUAUUUCCUACAUCUUACAAUUUUUGUUUUGUAUUUUUUUUUUUAGUCAUGAAAAAUUAUUAUUCUGUUGUUAGCAAAACAAUUUUCUUUAUUAAAAGUAAGGACUGUUAAGUAUAUAUUUUUUUAAUUUAAUGUUUAAGUUUAAAGCAAUAGUUACAAGUUAUUUAUUUCUUGUUAACAUCUCGUCUAUGGUUAUUGAUGCUCUUAUUAGACAAGAUUUAGCCUGGUUACUUUUUCUUUUUGUUAGAUCUAGUGCUCGACUUACAUCUUUUUCGUUUUGAGGAAGUUCAACUUACAUUUGGUGUUUGAAAGCGAUCUGAUUUAAUUCAAAUACAUUUUGUAAUGAAUGUUUGAAUUGAAAUUGGCAACAAUGGUCCAAUUUGUUUUUUAGUUACUGGUACUAGCAGUAUUGACAAUAUUUAGAUUAUGUGUGUGUGUGUGUCUCACUUUACCAAUUGUUUGUUAGUUUGAAAGCUAUAUAUUCAUUUGUAUGUCUUUGAUAACUAUAUACAAGUUUUGUUUGGCAGUAGUUCUACAUUUAGUAUUCUAUGUAAUACAGAUGUAAUCUUGAUAAUUUAUUAUAUAUUUUUUAUACAUACUAUAUACAUUUUUACACUGGAAAUCGUUUUCUAAAAUACAUCUUAAAUUUAUUUGAAACACUUUUUUUUAAGCUGAAGUAACAAUCUAUAUAGUAAUAAAUAAAGCAAUACUAUAUAAAAAUUGGUCAUCUCUACUACUUAUGCUAUAAACUUUGAACCUCUUAGACAUGUUAUAAGCCUACAUUAAAAAAUCUUAUAUCUUGACUGCAAAAAACAACUUUGUUUAAAAAAAAUUACUUAUUUAUAUUUUCUUUUCUUUGUAGUUAUUAAAUCCUUUUUUCUUUCUUUCUUUUUUUACUUUGUUGUUUUCUUAUUAAUUUAUUAAAACAUUUCACUAUGCUCCCUUUGUUAUGCAUGCCCUAUGACUAAGUCUCUUAUUCAAUUAUACAUGUUUAAGAAUGAAAUAUGCUGAACUCUAAAAGAAGUAAUACAUUUCUAUUUGAUUGUCAUCAUCUUCUAAGUUGUUUUGUUAUAAGUGCAAUAAAAUAUCUCUUUAACACCUGU
Molecule: messenger RNA, 3513 nt
Organism: Biomphalaria glabrata
Lineage: Eukaryota; Metazoa; Mollusca; Gastropoda; Planorbidae
Exons: 18
Coding region: 30-2027 (665 amino acids)
Source: RefSeq, a predicted model, not a curated record